Molecule: messenger RNA, 3378 nt
Organism: Aspergillus steynii IBT 23096
Lineage: Eukaryota; Fungi; Ascomycota; Eurotiomycetes; Eurotiales; Aspergillaceae
Product: putative nitrate reductase
Exons: 7
Coding region: 322-3300 (992 amino acids)
Molecular function (GO): oxidoreductase activity; molybdenum ion binding
Source: RefSeq, a predicted model, not a curated record
GUUCACCCCCAAAAUGCAUACCACCCCAAGGUCAAUCGCAGGACCAAACAUAGCUCAAUAUGCAUGUACAAGUCAUCAUGACCUUCAAUGAUUGGGGCCCCAAUCGAGAGCAGACAAGUCGAGUCGUGACGUAGAGAAUGUGGCUCCGGAAACGGACACCACAUACCUGCAUGUAUGCAUACCCGUCCGGGUUCAUCAGCCAGCCACCCCAAUACCUCCUCACCGUAUACAUGGUGCUUACAUAUAUAUAUCUUCUAAUUGCACACUCUUUACUUCCCAUGCUUUUCAUCAUUAUCCAGAACGAUCUACCAUUCUGCCAACAUGUCUCCUCCCGCUGCAAUCUCUCCACCGUCGGGGCCAAGCCCCAAUCCCAAGGAUGAUAUUUUCAACGAGCCCGAUUGGAACAAGGUUCAUAGUCAUCGCAUUGGCCUGCGGAACAAAGAUGAUCGGUUCCCCGGUCUCACGCACGACGGGGAUGACCCGCGAUGGGAACUGGAGGCAUUGUCGGAGAAGGAAGUGGCGGAGUUGCAGGCGAAGAAGGCGAAAGGUGAACUGCUCACCGUGCGGGAUUUUAUGCAGGAUCAGCGGGAUUUUCAUAUAACUCGACCUGAUGUGCACCCUCAGAGCUGGAGAUAUGUGCUCCAUACGACGGAAGACUUCAUCAAAUAUGAAGAGGACUGGCCAAUAAACAAGAAGGAUUCACAGAAGCAGAAUGGGGAAGCAAAUGGCACCCAGGCAAAUGGCGCCAACGGGGCUGCGGGCAGCAAGUACACACCCGAGGAGGAGUUGUUCCUGAAGAGUCUCCAGGAGGAAGAAAGGUACUUCCGCAACUUAAAAAUCAACGAUGGAAAGGGCGUCUCCCCGGUGAAAGAUGCGCCGAUGCCUACAGAUGUCGACGAUCAGGACAAACUAACGCCUGACAAUUGGGUUCCUCGGUCGGACCAACUGAUUCGCCAAACGGGUGCACAUCCUCUCAACGCAGAGCCCAAUCUAGCAGAGCUUCUGGGCGAAGGCCUCAUUACCCCCAGUCGUCUCCACUACGUGCGCAGCCAUGGUCCCGUGCCGCAUCUGUUGUGGGAAAAUCAUCAGCUCGAGAUAUCGGCAGGAAAGUCUCUGACCCUAUAUAUGGACGAUUUGGUGGAUAAGUUCCAGAGCAUUAACAUCCCCAUUUUGCUGGCUUGCGAUGGUAAUCGUCGAAAGGAAGUCAAUUGGGUCAAGCAAAGUAUGGGAUUUAAUUGGGGCGCCGGGGCUGUCAGCUGCGCAUACUGGAAGGGUGUUCUUUUGCGCGACGUGUUGAUCAUGGCGGAGAUCGACCAGUUGAUGGCGGAUUACCCGAAUCAACGUCUUUAUGUCAACUUCCAAGGAUCGGAGACCUUGCCCGAGGGCAAAUACGAGACCUCUAUCCCUUUGGAUCAUAUCAUGGACCCUAACAACGAUGUUUUGCUGGCUUAUGGGAUGAACGAUAACCCAUUACCUGCUGACCAUGGGUACCCAGUCCGACUCAUCGUUCCCGGGUUUGUCGGCGGUCGCUGCGUCAAAUGGCUGCAAAGCAUCUGGGUGACAGACCAGGAAAAUGACAGUCACUAUCAUAUAUACGAUAACCGUGUCGUUCCCAGCUUUGUGGAGGAUAGAGACUCGGACUUUGGCAAAGCCAUGUACAAUCAUCCAAGCACAGCGUGUAUGGAGCAGAUGCUAAACUCAGUCAUUGCGAGGCCCGAUCAUGGCGAGAAAAUUGAUCUUUCUGGUGCCAAGAAGGGCGGGACAUAUCGAGUACAGGGAUACGCGUAUAACGGCGGUGGGAACGAGAUCCAGCGCGUUGAGAUUAGCUUGGAUGGAGGGAAAAGUUGGCUAUACUGUACACGCCAGUAUCCGGAUGCCCCCUUGCGACAUGGACGGAAGUUUUGGACGUGGCUGCACUGGCAUAAAGACCUCCCUAUCACCGAUCUGCUUCCAGCGGAAAGUAUUACUGUCCGAUGCUGGGAUGCCAACAAAAACACACAGCCGGAGAACAUCCGGUGGAAUCUUGAGGGAAUGAUGAACAAUGCCCAGUUUGUGGUGAAAUCGGAAAUUGUCCAAGAUCCGGAUACCAAUAAAUCUGUGCUCCAAUUCCGCCAUCCGACCAACGCAGCAGGCGAUGGCGGAUGGAUGACGCGCUCUCGCGAGAAUCAGAUCCAUGACUGGGAGCAAGAGGGCGAUGUUCCAACCACUCAAUACGGUCGCGAGGAAAUAGAAAAGCACUCGACGGAGGAGGAUUGUUGGCUCGUCAUCAAUAACAAAGUGUACGAUGCGACCCCCGUUCUCGGUUGGCAUCCAGGGGGUAAAGCUGCCAUUUUGGCACACGCCGGGCGAGUACAUUUAGAGACUACGGAACAAUUCGAGUCCAUCCAUGACGCCAAAGCGCACGAUGCUCUGAAAGAACACCUCAUAGGCGUGGUCUCGAAGAACACGCAGGACUGGAUGAAGCAGCAAGCGGAAGAGGAAGCAAGGAAAGAAGCCGAGAAUCCUCCGGAUCCCGACAUAGCUCUGAAACGCCACAAGUGGAUACAAGGCAAACUCCUAGGAAAAACCAAACUUUCGGAUGACACAAACCGGUACAAGUUCUCCUUGCCGGAUGGUAAGAAGCUCGGUCUAGAGAGUGGACAGCAUGUUCAAGUCGGAUUCCAUUUCGAAGAUAAAUUGGUCUUCCGGUCCUACACGCCUGUCAGGCCGGUGUUAGAGGAAGAUGAAGACGGCACAUUUGACCUUGUCGUCAAAAUCUACAAGCCCGACCUGCAACAGCCAGGCGGCACGAUGAGCAACAUCCUCGAUUGUUUGCGCGAGCACGAAGAGAUUGACAUCGCCGGGCCGACCGGCGAGAUCCGCUAUCAAGGCAAUGGCGAUUUCUUGAUCGAUGACACAAAGUACCAUUUUGAUCGCAUUCAGUUGAUACUGGGAGGUUCUGGAAUCACACCCGGUUAUCAGAUCAUUGCGCAUAUCUUGUCCUCUCCGAGUGAUAAGACGCAGAUCAAGGUUUUAGAUGCCAACAAGACCGAAAACGACAUUUUGUUGUACGAUGAGUUGACCAAGUUCGAGAAAGACCAUCCGGAUCAGCUUCAGGUUUAUCAUGUCCUCUCUAGGCCGGACAGCGAUUGGACCGGGCUAAAAGGGCAUGUCGACGCGGAUAAGCUUCAUAAGUAUGCAUUUCCCCCUGAUGACAAGACCGUCGCCCUACUAUGUGGGCCAUCUACCUUGGUCACGGCAGUCGAUACGGCAUUGGAGGAAUGGGGAUAUAACAAGGACAAGAACGUGUUUGGAUUUUAGAUCAAGUUAUGAGACAUCUCUUCGUUAUAUACAACCCAAGAUCAGUCUUUUUUUUAAUUCCGUUCCAACAACGUUCUU